CUGAUGAUCGAUGUGGAGGAUAAGAACGAGUGGAGAGAGUGCAUCGAUAUCGGAGGAGUGAGACUUCCCACCGGAUAUUUCUUCGGAGCGUCAGCAGCUACAGGAGAUCUGUCAGAUAACCAUGACAUCAUCUCUAUGAAGAUGUACCAGCUGAUGGUGGAACACACGCCUGAAGAAGAGAAUGAGGACUGGACCAAAAUAGAGCCGAGCGUCAGCCUCCUGAAGUCCCCCAAAGAUAACAUUGACGAUCCCACUGGAAAUUUCCGUGGUACGCCCCUCACUGGGUGGAAAGUGUUUCUCCUUCUUCUCUGCGCUCUGCUGGGAAUCGUAGUCUGCGCCGUGGUGGGAGCGGUGGUUUUCCAGAAGAGACAGGAGAGGAACAAGAGGUUUUACUGAGGAGAGAAACAACGUCCUGUUCGAUGUGGAAUGAACUGUUUCCAGACGACAGAUUGAGCACAGUCAAUGUGAAUUAUUUUCUAAAGAUUGUACAAAUGUUUAUAUCCUCGAAGCUCUGUGGUGACGUUCUGUUGUUGCUAAGAAGGUGUUGAGGCCGUGAUCAAUGCUGUUUCAGUUUCUUACGCCACAAAUCUGGUCCUGUUCGUCUUCCAGGCGGUUUUAACGGAUUAUUUAUUGGCUGAAGAAAAAGGCUCCACAUGCAGGAGACACAGUAUAGAGUAAACACGUGAAUGAUCCACUUUCCCCCGUGGUUCCUCUAUCGAUGGAGUUUGAGUUUCUGCUUGUUCACCCUGCUAGCAUGCUUCUGUUUAAUCACCACACAGACCACUAAGGCGGCAUCCACAGUUUAAUGGGUCAAUUAGCAUCUUAGUUAAUCAUUUAGUCCAGAAAAUAUCAAAUCAUUGAAUGAAAACCUGUUCAAAUUCGCUCAGAAUGCAAUUUUUCUUUCUUACUGACAACGACAAUAUCAUUUUGUAUCUAAAAUGUAAGAAACUGGAAUUAGAUUAUUAUAAUGUUUGCUUUAUUAACCAUUUAAUCAUAUUAUAUGUUUUUGAUGCAGUUGCUGAUCAAUCUAUCGGCUUAAAAACACACUCAAUCGUUACAAUUUCAUAGACUCUCGUAUGAAAUGAGAAACCCCAGCAGAUACAAAGCAAAUAUACAUCAUGUGAAAUGUAAUUUGCUGAUGUUUAGUCAUUAACUUAAAUCAUAAAUCCACCUGAGGGGCUUACAGCUCUGAUAAACACUUAAAACUGCACUUCAUGUUUAGUUGUACAAAUAAAUAUCAGACUCACUUCAAACGGUGACAAUUAGCCUCAUGCUAUUAUAUUUAAGGUUUGCAUUAUACUCCAGUUAUCAGCAUAGUGAACUCAGAAAUGUCGAGUACCCCAAAUGUUGAUGUUAGAAAUGUGUGAUAGGGUCUCCAGCACAUAGAAACUGCCGGGUGCUAACCUGCAUAUGUUGGGCAAUUAGCACAAUUGGCAUACGUUGCAUUGAUUUUGACAGUUUUGGAGUGUUUUUUGAGGUAUAUUGAGGAUGUUGAAUCAAUUUCUGACAUUUCUAGGAUCAGAAAUGGCAGUUUUGAGUCGCCUAACUCUUUAAAAUUGAGCCAGCCCCCCUGGAGUACAAAUAUAACCACUUUCUGGUUAAAACUGAAAUUUGCUGAUCCUGGAAAUGUCAGAAAUUGAUUCAACAUCCUCAACUAGCGUAUUGGCAUAAGUUGCAUUACUUGGCAUUGAUUUGGACAGUUUUGGAGUUGUUCUUGAGGUACAUUGAGGAUGCUGAAUACAUUUCUGACUAUUUUAGGGUCAUAAAUGGCACUUUUUAGUCGCCUAACACUUUAAAAUCGACCCAAAAUGCAUCAAAAUCAGCCCCUGGAGUUCAAAUAUGACCACUUUCUGGUUAAAACUGACAUUCUUGAUCCUGGAAAUGUCAGAAAUGGACUCGACAUCUUCGUUAACCUCCAUAAACACUCCAAAACUGUUUUAACUGUAUGCAAAAUAACCCAAUCUAUGCUAAUCGCCCAACAUCUCUGAGCUGGAGACCUGCGCUAUGCAUUUCUAAUAUAUACAACGUUGGUGUACUCUGAUCUGCAAACAGACCAAUAAUCUGCUGUUUUGAGAAAUCCUUCCUAAUCAGUGAAAUCUGACUCCUACAUAUUUGAUCUUCUUAUUCGUUCCCCUCGCGCCGUUUUUUAAGCACGAUUUUCUCCAGAAUAUGCCUUUUGUUAUUUUUCUACGCGUUUUUUCCAGCUGUUUUAAAAAUGCCUGAAUAAAAUCUAGUGUAAUUAAUAUUAGAAAUCAAUGACAGGAGUUGCUGAAUCCUGAAGUCCAUGAAUGCAUCGCUGUUUGUUUACUUGUUGAUUUCUUCCGGCUUCUUAUUCUUCGUGUUGCUUUUUGUAGAAUAUUUUACAGAAACUGGUAGAAUUGAAGGGUUUGUGGACACGGGCUGAAAUACACAUUUUCUUUUUUUAACCUUGAGUUAUCUCUUCUCCUGUGUUCUUGAAUCUGUUCCGUGUUUCUGUCACAUCAGACGUUUCUAUCAUUGUGACGGGACUUGAAAUCGCUUCUCUCAGCAGAAAUAAUUCAUUAAAUGAAAAAAGAAACAGUU
Messenger RNA from Gymnodraco acuticeps, 2562 nucleotides. RefSeq names its product lectin, mannose-binding 2 (gene lman2). The record is from RefSeq and is a predicted model, not a curated record. NCBI's taxonomy places the organism in Eukaryota, Metazoa, Chordata, Actinopteri, Perciformes, Bathydraconidae. Gene Ontology annotation, biological process: endoplasmic reticulum to Golgi vesicle-mediated transport; endoplasmic reticulum organization; Golgi organization. Gene Ontology annotation, molecular function: D-mannose binding. Gene Ontology annotation, cellular component: endoplasmic reticulum membrane; endoplasmic reticulum-Golgi intermediate compartment; COPII-coated ER to Golgi transport vesicle.